Hibiscus syriacus is the source of this 3152-nucleotide messenger RNA. Its product is annotated as chaperone protein ClpB1. Gene Ontology annotation, molecular function: ATP binding; ATP hydrolysis activity. The transcript is spliced from 7 exons. Bases 273 to 3023 code for a protein of 916 amino acids. The record is from RefSeq and is a predicted model, not a curated record. Lineage: Eukaryota; Viridiplantae; Streptophyta; Magnoliopsida; Malvales; Malvaceae. Gene Ontology annotation, biological process: cellular response to heat. Gene Ontology annotation, cellular component: cytoplasm.
AGCAACAACUAUCAUCUUCUAGACUCGUCUUCCACUCUUACAAAAACCCACUCUCCCCCUCCCUCCUUUCUCACAAUUUCCCAAUUGAAAUCAUCAAUUCUCACUCUUUCAAAGCAUUCCAAUUCUCAAAUUCCCAAACAAAUCUUUUUUAAUCAGUAAGAAAACAGCAAGAGAAACUCCCUGUUUUAACAUUUCAACUCAGAGUCUCACCAAUCUUCAUAUCGACUUUGAUCAUUUAUAGGAUUUAUAAUUUUUACAAAGUUUAAACAACAAUGAAUCCCGACAAGUUUACCCACAAGACAAACGAGGUUCUUGCCUCUGCUCAUGAGCUAGCAAUGAGCAACGGCCACGCUCAAUUCACCCCUCUCCACCUUGCCGUCUCUUUAAUCUCCGAUCCCAGUGGCGUUUUCCCUCAAUCCAUCUCCAAUGCCGGCGGUGAAAGCGCCGCUCAAGCCGCCGAGAGGGUGUUCAAUCAGGCGUUGAAGAAGCUACCGUCACAGUCGCCUGCUCCGGAUGAAAUCCCAGCGAGUACUUCACUUAUUAAGGUAAUCCGUCGAGCCCAGGCGGCACAGAAAGCCAACGGAGACUCUUAUUUGGCUGUUGAUCAGUUGAUUAUUGGCCUCAUCGAAGAUUCCCAUAUAGCUGAUUUGAUAAAGGAAACCGGUGUUGCUCCCGCCAGAGUGAAAUCCGAAGUCGAAAAGCUUCGAGGAAAGGAAGGGAAGAAGGUGGAGAGUGCUUCAGGGGACACUACAUUUCAAGCUUUAAAGACCUACGGUCGGGAUCUUGUAGAGCAGGCAGGCAAACUUGAUCCGGUUAUUGGUCGAGACGAGGAAAUCCGAAGGGUUGUCCGAAUCCUCUCGAGGAGAACGAAGAACAACCCGGUUCUCAUUGGGGAACCCGGUGUAGGUAAAACUGCAGUCGUAGAGGGUUUGGCUCAAAGAAUUGUGAGAGGGGAUGUCCCUAGUAAUCUCAGCGAUGUGAGAGUUAUUGCGUUGGAUAUGGGUGCAUUGGUUGCCGGAGCAAAGUAUCGAGGUGAAUUCGAGGAAAGAUUGAAGGCUGUGUUGAAAGAAGUGGAGGAAGCCGAAGGAAAAGUGAUUCUCUUCAUUGAUGAAAUCCAUUUAGUACUUGGUGCCGGUCGAACCGAGGGUUCCAUGGAUGCGGCUAACCUCUUUAAGCCUAUGCUUGCUCGGGGUCAACUCCGAUGCAUUGGUGCCACAACACUUGAGGAAUAUAGGAAGUAUGUUGAAAAGGAUGCCGCAUUUGAACGAAGGUUUCAACAGGUUUAUGUAGCUGAGCCGAGUGUUGCAGAUACGGUCAACAUCCUUCGAGGGCUGAAAGAAAGAUACGAGGGUCACCAUGGUGUUCGGAUUCAAGACCGAGCGCUAGUGGUGGCAGCGCAGUUGUCAAGUCGCUACAUUACUGGACGCCAUCUUCCGGACAAGGCUAUCGACUUAGUCGAUGAAGCUUGUGCAAAUGUGAGAGUUCAGCUAGACAGUCAGCCCGAAGAGAUAGAUAAUCUUGAAAGGAAACGGAUGCAAUUAGAAGUCGAGCUGCAUGCCUUGGAGAAGGAGAAGGAUAAGACGAGCAAAGCUCGACUGGUCGAAGUUCGGAAAGAGCUUGAUGACUUGCGGGACAAGCUUCAGCCAUUGAUGAUGAAAUACAGGAAGGAGAAGCAAAGGGUUGAUGAGAUCAGGCGACUGAAACAGAAACGAGAAGAGCUCAUGUUCGCAUUACAGGAGGCUGAAAGACGAUAUGAUCUGGCGAGAGCUGCAGAUUUGAGAUAUGGAGCGAUUCAGGAAGUUGAAUCUGCAAUAGCGCAGCUCGAAGGGAACUCAGAUAACACAGAUGAGAAUGUAAUGUUAACAGAAACGGUUAGACCCGAACAUAUUGCAGAGGUUGUAAGCCGCUGGACCGGUAUUCCUGUCACGAGGCUCGGACAGAAUGAGAAAGAGAGGCUGAUUGGGCUUGCUGAAAGGCUGCAUCAAAGAGUGGUGGGCCAAAACCAAGCAGUUGAUGCUGUUGCAGAGGCUGUUUUGAGGUCAAGAGCCGGACUAGGACGACCUCAGCAACCUACGGGCUCGUUCCUUUUCUUGGGUCCAACUGGUGUCGGAAAGACGGAGCUUGCUAAGGCACUAGCAGAACAACUCUUUGAUGAUGAGAACCAGCUGAUCAGGAUUGACAUGUCUGAGUAUAUGGAGCAACACUCGGUUGCUCGACUUAUCGGUGCACCACCGGGGUACGUUGGACACGAGGAAGGUGGUCAACUUACUGAGGCUGUAAGGCGGAGGCCGUACAGUGUUGUGCUCUUCGAUGAAGUCGAGAAGGCACAUAUCUCCGUCUUCAACACUUUACUCCAAGUCCUAGAUGAUGGUCGAUUAACCGAUGGUCAAGGCCGCACUGUAGACUUCAGAAACACAGUGAUCAUCAUGACAUCGAACCUCGGAGCGGAACAUCUUCUCUCGGGGCUUAGCGGAAAAUGUACUAUGCAGGUUGCACGCGACCGAGUAAUGCAAGAGGUUCGAAAACACUUUAGGCCGGAGUUGCUGAACAGACUGGACGAGAUAGUAGUCUUCGAUCCACUGUCGCAUGACCAAUUGAGGAAAGUUGCUAGGCUGCAAAUGAAGGAUGUUGCAAGCCGACUUGCCGAGAGAGGUAUUGCAUUGGCUGUAACAGAUGCAGCUCUGGACUAUAUAUUAUCUGAGAGUUAUGAUCCGGUAUAUGGUGCAAGACCCAUAAGGAGAUGGCUGGAGAAGAGGGUGGUAACGGAGCUGUCGAGGAUGUUGGUUAGAGAGGAAAUUGACGAGAACUCCACGGUUUACAUUGAUGCCGGUACCCAAGGGAACGACUUGGUGUAUCGUGUGGAGAGAAAUGGAGGGUUGGUUAACGCUGCCACCGGCCAAAAAUCUGAGGUGUUGAUCCAAAUUCCUAACGGGCCAACAAGAGACGCCGCAGCCCAGGCGGUGAAGAAGAUGAAGGUUGAAGAGAUGGAUGAUGAUGAUGAAGCUGAUGGGAUGGACAUGUAAAGCAUGAAGUGUGUUUGCAUUUUGUCUUUUUGUUUUGUGUUCAAAUCAAAGUGUAUUUUCUCCCUUUUGGGUUUUUUUAUUUUAAGAUGUUAUAAAGUUGAGGGUUCAUUGUAGAACCCUUUCGAGUUU